Molecule: messenger RNA, 1005 nt
Organism: Chinchilla lanigera (long-tailed chinchilla)
Lineage: Eukaryota; Metazoa; Chordata; Mammalia; Rodentia; Chinchillidae
Product: olfactory receptor 4A47-like
Exons: 3
Coding region: 1-1005 (334 amino acids)
Biological process (GO): G protein-coupled receptor signaling pathway
Cellular component (GO): membrane
Molecular function (GO): olfactory receptor activity; G protein-coupled receptor activity
Source: RefSeq, a predicted model, not a curated record
AUGGAACAAAGGAACAAUGUGACCGAGUUUGUGCUCUUGGGGCUCACUCAGAGCCUCCAGGGUCGGAAAAUACUAUUCGCUGUGUUCUUGCUGAUCUACCUGGUAACGAUGGCAGGCAACCUGCUCAUCGUCCUAACUGUGGUGCUCAGCCCAGCCUUGGAUGCCCCGAUGUUCUUCUUUCUUGGCUACUUAUCAUUUAUGGAUGCUGUUUAUUCUAACACAGUUAUCCCAAAUAUGAUGAUAGACUUACUCCAUGAAAGGAAAACCAUUUCGUUUGAAGCUUGUAUGAUGCAGCUUUUUUUUGAACACUUCUUUGGUGGUGCUGAGAUUUUGCUCCUGGUCAUCAUGGCCUAUGACCGCUAUGUAGCCAUCUGCAAACCCUUGCAUUAUUUGACCAUCAUGAACCAGCGGCUCUGUGUUCAGCUGUUGGUAUUGGCCUGGGCUGGAGGUUUUGUGCAUGCUCUGUCUCACAUUCUUUUUGUUUACAACCUUCCUUUCUGUGGCCCCAAUAUCAUUGACCACUUCAUCUGUGACAUGUACCCCUUAUUAAAACUCGCCUGCACUGACACCUACAUUAUUGGCCUCACAGUGUUGGCCAAUGAUGGUGCCAUGUGUGUGGUCAUCUUUUCACUCUUACUAAUCUCCUACGGGGUCAUUCUGUGCUCCCUGAAGAACCUGAGUCAGGAAGGGAGGCACAAGGCCUUAUCCACCUGUGGCUCCCACAUCACGGUGGUCGUCCUCUUCUUUGUUCCUUGCAUUUUUGGGUAUGUGAGACCUCCCUCUACCUUGCCCAUUGAUAAAUCCUUGACUGUGUUUAACACGGCUAUCACUCCUAUGUUGAACCCCCUCAUCUAUACUCUAAGAAAUGCAGACAUGAAAAAUGCCAUGAAAAAGCUCUGGAAAAAUCUAAUUGAAAAUACGGAUAGAAGAUACAACCAAUGUGGCCAGGCAUGGGGUUUGGCCGGGCUCCUGAUCUCCUAUGAUGAGUAUACAGCAAAGGCUUAA